Molecule: messenger RNA, 1257 nt
Organism: Chironomus riparius
Lineage: Eukaryota; Metazoa; Arthropoda; Insecta; Diptera; Chironomidae
Source: the annotation of a GenBank genome assembly
AUGACAGGAAGGCUUCCAGCGUGUGUAAUUGAUGUAGGCACUGGUUAUACAAAAUUAGGAUAUGCGUCAAAUAAAGAUCCACAGUUUAUUUUUCCAUCAGCAAUAGCCAUUAAAGAGAGCGCACGAGUAGGCGACCAAUCUUCUCGCCGAAUCACAAAAGGAGUAGAGGAUUUAGAUUUUUAUAUUGGAGAUGAAGCCUUUGAUGCUACUGGAUAUGCAGUGAAGUAUCCAGUACGUCAUGGAUUGGUCGAAGAUUGGGAUCUUAUGGAACGAUUUUUAGAGCAGUGUAUAUUUAAAUAUUUACGUGCUGAGCCGGGAGAUCAUCAUUUUUUGCUCACAGAACCUCCAUUAAACACACCAGAAAAUCGUGAAUAUACUGCUGAAAUUAUGUUCGAGACUUUCAAUGUUCCUGGACUUUAUAUAGCAGUUCAAGCAGUGCUUGCAUUAGCAGCAAGUUGGGCUUCACGUCCUGUCGAAGAGCGUACAUUAACGGGAGUCGUAAUUGAUAGUGGUGAUGGAGUAACUCAUGUUAUUCCUGUGGCUGAAGGCUACGUAAUUGGAUCAUGUAUUAAACAUAUUCCAAUUGCUGGUCGAAACAUUACCUCAUUUAUUCAGAGUUUAUUGAGAGAACGUGAAAUAGGAAUUCCACCUGAACAAAGUCUUGAAACUGCCAAAGCAAUUAAGGAACGUUUUUGUUACAUUUGUCCGGAUAUUGCAAAAGAAUUUGCGAAAUAUGAUUCGGAACCAUCAAAAUGGGUAAAGACUUAUGAUGGAAUGAAUAGUAUUACGAAGCAAGCAUUUAAUGUUGAUGUUGGAUAUGAGAGAUUUCUCGGACCUGAGAUUUUCUUUCAUCCUGAAUUUUCUAAUCCAGAUUUUACAACGCCAAUAAGUGAAAUUGUCGAUAAUGUUAUACAGAAUUGUCCUAUUGAUGUUAGACGACCUUUGUACAAUAAUAUUGUAUUAAGUGGUGGAUCUACGAUGUUCAGAGACUUUGGUAGACGUUUACAGCGCGAUAUCAAACGAUCUGUAGAUGCUCGACUGAGAAUUAGUGAAAAUUUGAGCGAAGGAAGAAUUAAACCAAAACCAAUCGAUGUAAAUGUUAUUUCACAUCAUAUGCAACGUUAUGCUGUCUGGUUCGGCGGAAGUAUGCUGGCAUCAACACCUGAAUUCUAUCAGGUUUGUCAUACAAAAGCCGAGUACGAAGAAUAUGGACCAUCCAUUUGCCGAUAUAAUGCCGUUUUUGGAACAAUGACGUAA